CCGAAUCUCCCUCGACACACCCGCCCCUCGCCCGUCUCUUAGCAGGAAGUGGAGUCGGCCGUCGUUUCCUGCCGUUCCGCAAUUCAGAUUCGUUUGACCCCGCAGGGCGAGCCACUCCAGGGGAAGUGCUCCUCCCUUGGGCGCUUAGAGCCUUUAGAGCGCAUCCCUCUUGGAAACGUAAAACCUCCUCAGAGCUUCUGCUCUGGCUCCGCGGGACUCCAGCGUCUCAAGUUUCAUAGGCGGACAGAGUAGAUCUCCACGGGAGAGGAAAAUCAACAUGGCCGACGCUCCUGUGUGACCAAAACGUUCUGGAAGAUUCUCGCGCACUCGCAGAAAAACACGCAGCAGUCGGCGCGGAUUAGCAAGUGCAGCCCAGGUGGCGCUGGACCUUCGGUGAAAAUAGCUAUAUUUUGAGAGAGUGUUUCAGGCUGCAUGUACCAAGUAGUUCAGACGAUUGGCUCGGAUGGAAAAAAUCUUCUGCAGUUACUUCCAAUUCCCAAUUCCUCUGGAAAUCUUAUACCACUAGUUCAAUCUCCAGUCAUGUCUGAUGCUUUGAAAGGGAAUACAGGAAACCCAGUUCAAGUUACUUUUCAGACUCAGAUUUCCAGCUCUUCCACAAGUACAUCAGUUCAAUUGCCCAUUUUUCAGCCAGCCAGUUCUUCAAACUGUUUUCUUACAAGAACAGUAGAUACAGCAGAAAAAGUUAGAGUUACUUCUGUGGGAACUGAAAAUUUUACCUCAUCAGUCUCUAAAGUUCAGAGUCAUGGUGUGAAAAUUGAUGGACUCACCAUGCAAACAUUUGCUGUUUCUCCCUCCUCAACACAAAAUGAUUCAUCUUAUAUUUUAGUAAAUACUCAGAGUCUUCCAAUGACUGUGAAGUCUCCAGUUUUGCCUUCUGGGCAUCAUUUACAGAUUCCAGCCCAUGCUGAAGUGAAAUCUGUACCAGCGUCAUCAUUGCCUCCUUCAGUUCAGCAAAAGAUACUUGCAACUGCAACCACAAGUACCUCAGGAACAGUUGAGGCCUCCCAAAUACCAUCUGUUAUUUAUGUAUCUCCUGUAAAUACAGUGAAAAAUGUAGUGACCAAGAACUUUCAAAACAUUUACCCAAAACCUGUUACAGAAAUAGCAAAGCCAGUGAUCUUAAAUACCACACAAAUUCCAAUGAAUAUUGCUAAAGAGACACAAUUAAAAGGUGGUCAGCAUUCUCAAGCUGCUCCAGUGAAAUGGAUUUUUCAAGAAAAUCUACAGCCUUGCACUCCAUCUCUUGUUCCUGUUAAGUCUUCAAAUAAUGUGGCUUCAAAGAUUUUAAAAACUUUUGUAGAUAGGAAAAAUUUGGGAGAUAAUACUAUAAAUAUGCCACCAUUGAGUACCGUCAGUCCUAGUGGGACACAAUCCAAAAGUAUGCCUAUUAAAGAUAAUGCUUUGGUUAUGUUUAAUGGGAAAGUCUAUCUAUUGGCUAAAAAGGGGACAGAUGUUUUGCCAUCACAAAUUGACCAACAGAAUUCUGUUUCUCCUGAUAUUCCACCAAGAAAAGAUACAUCACAGAUAGUGAGUUCAAGUCCAGUCACAGAAAUAUCCAGAGAGGUUGUAAAUUUUGUUUUGGCUAAAAGUAAAUCUUCCCAGAUGGAGACAAAAUCACUUUCAAAUACCCAGCUUGCUUCCAUGGCCAAUCUAAGGGCAGAGAAGAAUAAAAAAGUGGAGAAACCAUCUCUUUCUAUCCCAAACCCACAUAAUAUGAACCAGUCCAUUAACUACUUAAAACAGAGUAAGACUGUAUUCACAAAGCCAGAUUUUCCAGGUGGAUUUAGUACAGGACAGAAUGCCCCCAGAGAAGGAAAUAUCAUCCAGAGCAUAGAGAAAAUAAGUUCCUCUGUUGAUGCAACAACUGUUACUUCACAACAGUGUGUUUUCAGAGACCGAGAACCAAAGAUCCAGUGUGAGAUGGCAUCAACAUUAGAAAAAAUUACUCAAGAAAGAAAUGACAAGAAAAAUUCUCAAGGGAGAAGCAAUAAGGCAUCAUAUCUGAAGAAUGAUGCUGAAUUUAAAAAGAUAUUUGGUCUUACUAAAGAUCUGAGAGUGUGCCUUACUCGGAUUCCUGACCAUUUGGGCUCUGGAGAAGGUUUUGAUUCCUUUAGCAGUUUGGUGAAGAGUGAUACUUACAAAAAGACAGAGUUUAUAGUGAAGGAGGAAGAGAGAAAACAGCAGGGUUUUGAUAAGAAAAGAAAAGCAAAAACCGUUAAGAAGAUGGAUCACACAAAGAAGAGAAAAACUGAGAGUGCUUAUAACACAGCUGUAAAUGGAGGAAUUAAUGUCAUCAGUUCCCAAGUCGUUAGCAGUAUUUUACCAACUUCAGAUGUAUCACGCCGUAACAUUCUCACAAGCUGCAACAAAACCAGAGAAGAAAAGAGAACUGAGAUGGAACACUGUACCCGUGAGAACCAGGAGAAAGGCACAUUGAGUUCAAAUGCAGCUUUUGAACAAAGUCAUUCCUUUAAUAAAAGUUAUACUGAAGAUGUUUUCCCCAUGACACCACCAGAGUUGGAAGAAACCAUUCGAGAUGAAAAAAUAAGAAGACUUAAGCAGGUGCUGAGAGAGAAAGAAGCAGCUCUUGAAGAAAUGCGUAAGAAGAUGCAGCAAAAAUAAUAAAAUGUUGCUAUACUUAAAGACUUCAGUGAAAUAACUGUUUUUUCCAUAUACUUUUGCAUUAAGUUAUAGACACAUUCUGAAAGUGUUUUGAAUAUGAAAUUUGUUUUUUCAUUAAUUGAUUAUAAAAUUUUAUUUAAGGAAUACAGAAAAGGUUGAUUCAUAUAUGACUCUUGUGAAUAAUUUACAUGGGGUAUCUGAAUCUUUGUCUAGAUACUUUUUUGGAAAGAAAAAUUUUCUAUUUUUCUGUUAUUUUAACUAGAAUUCCCCAAGUUUGAAUAUUUGUGCUGAGUUUUUGUUAUUGUUUGUAUCUUUGGCUAAAUUGCUCAGGUGUUAUUUCAACAAUAGAUAAUUAUUGUGUACUGUUGAAAUUUUACAAUCCAAGAAAUCAGCUCUGAAUUUAGCUUUGCCAAUGAGCUUGUGUAUGUACUCACUUAAUCUCUUUAUCCAUGAAAUGAUGAUACCUUCUACUUGUAAAUUUUUAAUUUUAUGAAAGAAAAAUGUAUUAUAGCAGCAUUACUUCAAAAUUCAAACAUUUCUCAAGAGUGAGGGACACUUGUUUUGUAACUUUUAUGAAGUAAGUUUCAUAUAAUCCAAAAUGGGUUUUAGAAUUCAGGCUAUAUAAUGUAUUGUUUGGUUAAAGUGGUAUGUUAUUAUUCCUAGGCAAAUGCUUCUUUUUCUUUUUGAAUGUGUACAUAUGUGACUUAGAUUGUGUGAAAAGUAAAUCUGAACAAUGGCCAUAUUUAAUACUUUUUAAAAUUGUAAAGUGUAGUUUUUCUUAUUAGAGGCAAACACUUUUCCAUCUGGUUAUCUUUGAUUUGGAGAGUUUGGGAGUGGUGUGGGGAUAGGGAUUAAGGGGAAGGAGGAAAAGGUUAUUAAAAAAAUGAUUAACAAAGUCCUAGAAGUAAGAUCAAAUAAAACCUGUACCUUGGCAACAAAAGAGAAAACAGUCAGAAAAUCAGUCAGAGGGAGUUGAACAAAUGCAAACUGACCAUCAACUAGAUUCUCUUGCCUUGUUUUUUUGUGUAACAGCUUUAUUGAGGUAAUUCACAUAUAAAAUUCACCCUUUGAAUGUGUACAAUUCACUGGUUUUUAUUCACAGAGUUGUGCAACCAUCAACAUGAUCUAACUUUAGAACAUUUUCAUCAACCCCCCAAAAACCUCAUACCCAUUAGCAGUAGCUCCCCAGACCCUCCAUCCCCCAGUCUUAGACAAUCACUAAUACACUUUCUGUCUCUCUGCCACUUGUAGAUAUUUGUACGCAUAGAAUGAAUCAUUCAAUAUAUUUUCUUUUGUGACUGGUUUCUUUCACUUAAUGUUUUCAAGGUUCAUUCAUGCUGUAGUGUGUAUUAGUAAGUAAUUCUUUUUUAACUGCCCUAUAAUAAUUCAUUGUAUGGAUAUACCACACUUUGUUUAUCUGUUCAUCUGUUUAUGGACAUUUAGGUUGUUUACACUUUUGGGUACUAGGAUGUUACGUUGCUAUGAGUGUUUGGGUACCACUUUUUGUGUGGACAUGUUUUCAGUUAUCUUGGGUAUAUACCUAGGAGUGUCAUGGCUGGGUCGUAUCCUAACUCUUUCUUCAACAUUUUGAGAAACUGCCAAACUAUUCUAGUCAGGUUUUGUUCCCCCUACUCCACCAAAAUGGAUCUUGUCAAGGACUCCAGUGACUUCCAUGUUGCCAGAUCCGGUGGUCAAUUGUCAGUCUUAAUUUAUCUAUCAGUGGGAACAUAAUGUCAUGAAUCACUACCUCGUUUGAAAAAAUGUUAACAUUUUCUUAUUAAAGAAGCAGUACAUGUACAUUGUAGAAAAAUAGAAAAGACAGCUGAAAUACUAAAAAUUAAAACUUUAUAUUACCAUCAAGCUAAAAUAGUAAAUGUUGGGGCUAGGAGGUAAUUAAAGGCUAUCAGUAAAUAGAUAUUAUUUGAAGUCAUAGGUCUGGAUAACCUGACUUAGGAAGAUAGUAUAAACAGAGAAGAAGAUAAAAUUGUGGGCUCAUAUCUGAGUACAUUUAAACGUUGGGAAAAGGACCAUCUUGAAUGACUUCUGAGGAUUGGAAGAAGAGAAUAUUAAAUGAAUUGUAUUUAUACGUCCUUGAAUAGUGCCUAACACGUAGUAAGCAAUAUAUCAAUGUUUGUUAAAUAAAAUAAAUUCAACUAAAAUCAUCCCAGUAGACAUAUUGCAUCUAUCUUCCAUUUCAUUUUCUUACUUCUUUGUUUCAGCCUACUUUCUCCUUUUGAUUUUUCUGCUUCUUUAUUAAGGCUUUGCUGCUCAUGAAAUCAUCAAACAUCCACAUUUCUUCUGAUAUUGUAUUCCAUGGCACUGAAAUGUGGCUUGAAUUUUUUACAGCAAAAUUUCCAAAAUUUGUCUAUUCUGAUGGUUUCAAACUCCUACCAUCUCAUUUCUGAAAUUCACUCAAAUUAGGGUUUUAUCUUUACCACUCCAUUAAAGCUGUGUUUUUCAAGGUCUCCAACAACUAUCAUAUGGCUAAAUCUAAUGGUCAGUUCUUAGUCUUUACCUUACUUGACCUGUCAGUAGCAUAUGACACUUUUUAUCAGUCUGUCAUUGAAAUCUGUUCUUUGCUCUGCUUCCAAGAUACCAUACUCUCCUGGUUUUCCUACUACCUUAUUGACUGCUCUUGCUCGGUCUCUUUGGCUGACUCUUCCCCUUCUCCAUGAUCUCUUAAUGUUGGAGUUACAGCUCAGUCCUUGUAUGUCUUUUACUUUACGUGUAUACUUAUGUAAUGAUCUCAUCUAGUUCUCAUGGGUCAAAAUACCACCCAUAUUCAGGAUCUCCCCUCUGAACUUCAACAUUGUAUAUCUAACUGCCUUCUUGACACUUCCACUUAUAAGUCUAAUGGGCAUCUCAAAAUCAACACAGGCCAAACCCAGCUUCUGAUUAUCAUCUACACUUGAAAUUUGCUUUAAUCAAGAUCUUCUCUAUCUCAGUUAAUGACAAAUUCAGGCUUCCUCUUAUUCAAGUGGAAACAGUUGAAGUCCACCUUGAUUUCUCUUUUUCUCAUACCCUACAGUGAGUCUGUUAGGAAACUGUCUUGGUUUACACUCAAAUUCUACCUGGGGUCAAACCAUUGUUCACCACCUCUGUUGUGACUAGCUUUCAUUAUUUCUCAUCUGGAUUAUUGAAAUAAACAACUAACUCUCCCUGCUUCCACUAAUGUCCUCCUACAAUCUGUACUUAGCACAAUAACAGAGAUUUUGUUAAAAGUAUAAGUAAGGAGGGGCCAGCCUGGUGGCAUAGUGGUUAAGUUUGGCGUGCUCUGCUUUGGCAGCCCGGGUUCACGGGUUUGUGGGUUUGGAUCCCAGGCGCAGACCUACACCACUCAUCAAGCCAUGCUAUGGUGGCAUCCCACAUACAAAAUAGAGGAAGAUGGGAACAGAUGUUAGCUCAGGGCCACUCUUCCUCAACCAAAAAGAGAAAUAUUGGCAACAGCUCGGGGCCAAUCUUCCUCACCAAAAAAAAAGUAUAAGAAAGGACCAAAAACCCAACAGAAAAACAAGAAAAUGCAGAACAGACAAUUCACCAUUAAAGAUAGAAAAAUGAUCUUCGAACGUGAAAAAUGCUCAAAUUCACUCAAAAUUAGAUAAAUGCAAAUUAAAACUACUCAGAUGCCAUUUCUCAUUAGUUAGACUGGAAGAGGUUUAAGAAUAUGACAACACAUUCUGUUGGCAAGACUGAGGAAAUAGGCAUGUUCACACAUUGCUGCCAGGAAUGCAAGUUGGUACAAUUCUUCCAGAGGGAAAUUUGGCAAUGUCUAACAAAAUUAUGAAUGUAUUUACCUUUCAACCAAUGGGGCCAGCAAUUCUAUUUCUAAGAAUCUAUCCUUGAAGAUAU
Molecule: messenger RNA, 6492 nt
Organism: Diceros bicornis minor
Lineage: Eukaryota; Metazoa; Chordata; Mammalia; Perissodactyla; Rhinocerotidae
Gene: LRIF1
Product: ligand dependent nuclear receptor interacting factor 1
Exons: 4
Coding region: 433-2643 (736 amino acids)
Biological process (GO): regulation of DNA-templated transcription
Molecular function (GO): nuclear retinoic acid receptor binding
Source: RefSeq, a predicted model, not a curated record